CUCAAACUCAAGUGGUGUAGUGUCUCAGAUGAACGUGAAAAAGUAGCAAAGGCCUAUUUCAAUUCAUCCAGAAGACGUUCAAGUACACCUACUCAAAUUGAUUCAUUGACGAAACUGAUACAUAGUAUUUUUACCUAGUUUUUAGACUUCCCUGACAUUGAUUUUUUUUUGAGUUUCCCGGUAGGACGUGCUGGCCGAAUGGGGGAGGCCAAGGAGCAUGUUCUAGAAGAGGCUGGCAGAAGGCCGAAGAGAUUUUCCAAGUUGAAAAACACCCACAACUACGAUAGGAGAUAGUAUUAAGGCUCAACUUUCAAUGGUCAUCGGGGUUGGUCACUGAGAUCGAAGAGGCGACGCCUUGAAAGAACAGCGGAAGACGAAGGGAACGGGGAGAGCUUAGAAGGGGAUCUCCUCCUUUCAGAGUCAGUGACCAAUGAUGAACGCUUAUGCUGAGCUUUAAUAGUAAGAAGGAAGAAGUCCUCGCGCGACUUGGAGACAGCCGCUACCUCUUUUUUGUUCCUUAUCGGGGAGCUUGAGCACCAAUAGGGGUGUUUCCACAUAUCAGCCGAAGAAACGACCAUUCAGUGGAGGCUUCCCCUCAUCGAGAGUCACAAUGACGGCCUCUUCACCUCCUCCUGCGACGUCAGCAGUGAAAACAAGUAGACGCUCAGCAUUUCCGAGGUCUGCUAGAGGACCUUCAAGAUGUUGCCUUGCAUUCUGGGCAGCAGCUGCGACUGGGGUGGAAGCGAGACUGGCUGGAGGUAGUGCGUCGAAAAUACCGACGAGGACACCCCUUCAGCACAGUAAAAGUAGUACCUCUCCUACUAGAAGUAGAACAAGUAUUGCUAAAGCGAAACUAGCUUCUGGUCUAGUGUCAACCGCUACCACUGACCAGGAAGAAGAGAAUGACAGCAAUCAUGACCACACGGACAAGGAAGAAGCACAUGUCGAGGAGAGGAAAAAGAAGGAGGAUCAUGAUGGCAUCCUUUUUCAUCGUUCCCUGUGGAAAAUCAAUGACAUUAACAACCAGGCAAAAUCUGCAAAUCAGAAAGCAACAACGGAAGAACAAUUUUUGCAACAAGGAGAAAAUCAACACCACAAACAAGGUGAACACCAGAAAGUGCUAGUAAAGUCAAAAUCUACUGCAAGUUCCAAAAUCGACAUCGAGACAGCUGGUUUGUUGCAACCUACAGUCGGAGAACAGGUCUUACUACGGAAAGCGCAGAUGGUGCUCAAAGAGCAAGAAUAUCUCAAGUCGAGACAACAGGAGCUGGGAACGAUGACUAUGGCGAGCAUGCUGGAAAUGGGUACUUAGUUGUUGUUGUUUUUUUACUUUGUUUAGGUACUACUACUACUACUAAUACUAGUAACUAGAAUCCUCACACAACUUAGCCAAGCGCGAACCGAUUUUGCUCGCGGAGAAAGUGUACAGGGAUAUGCUCACACCGCAUCCGGAGUUUACACUCUUCAAAAAUUCCGAUUUGCUGCAUUGGAUCGUGUUUACGGUACUUCUGCGUACAUUUUUACGGUACUGCUUAUCGUUUUUUUCUUUUUCAUUACAUUACAGUAGAUGCAGAGAGAUGGGUAUUGUAACUCUCCAGUGUAUCCUCGAGAUAUGUCACCUUCAUCUCACAUCAUCUUCCCACCCACAUAAAUCAACAGGCCCUCUUUUUCGCCAUCGUGCUCUUCGACAACCUAGUAUUGUUUAAGACAAAUACGGUCUUGAGCUUGGGCCAGGCGGGUCUAUACGUGGUAGGCUAUCUCGGUAUCGCUAUGGGUUUUCUGGUCUACAUCUACGUCUUCAAAGGCAGAGAUGCUGCGGCUACUUGGUUUUCCGGUUACCUACUGGAGUGGAUGCUCUCGGUGGACAACUUUUAGGAAUAUAGUUUUGAAGGCGCCGCUAGAACCAACUCGUUUGAGCCAUGUAUUUCACCAAAUUCAUCAUAACUAGAUCAACACUCUUUCCUUCCACAUCCACGACUGACUGUUUUCCACUGCUCUCGUCCUUUUUAUGAUUUUGAUAACACCUGCACCUGCUGCUCUAAACUGAAUUUGUCUUCCGUAUGGUCUUCGACAUAUACGCUUGUCCGGACAAGUUGAAGCAUAAGCCCCUGUUUUACUUAAGACCGACUCUAAAUCUCACCAAACUCCAAAUGUCCAUCUAUCUUCUGGAACAAGUAGGUCCUUGGUACGAUAUUGACGAAAGGUGAUCUCCAUCUUCUACUUGCUGCACUUUCUAUCUCCUUUGGAAUUAGACAUCCAUGAUCCACUGCGUGCACUUUCUAACCUCCGGCGUGAUGGGUGCGAUAUUCUUCCGUAUGGUUUUCUUUGUCGUCGGCGAAGCUUUAGUGCACACCUUGCAUUUUAUGCACUUGGUUUUCGGGUCGUUUUUGAUUUAUACGGGUUUUAGGGUUGCAGCAGAAGACGAUGACGACGACGACCCAACAGAACAUCCGUUAGUGGUACUUCUCUUUUUGUCUCAGGGAGACGACCCGACCCAACAGAACAUGAUUCGUUAGGGAUAUUGUUUCUCUACUCAUCUCUCUUUUUGUCUCAUCAUUCCCUCUACUUUUUAUUCCUUAGAUGUAGAUAAUCUCGUCUCCUCUCAGUGUAUGCCUCGACGUUUUGCUCUUAGCAUGAUCAGCUUGUCCUACAUGAUCUAACUCUCGUACAUCUUCUUUUCUCGAAAAGAGAGACCUGUAAAAAAUUUUUCACCGACCACCCCACCGCACCAGGUCUACAUCUCUCGCGUGCUCCCGUUAGUCAAUGGGUAUGACGAAGGAGGGCGAUUCUUUGUGCGCGUAGAGAAGAUGCCGAACGGUAGUUUUGUCUUACCAGAGGAAAGCGAAACAGUAGAACUCCCCUUGAGUCGUGGCUCAAGUAGCUCCUCAACCGCUCGUACCACCGCAACGAGCCCUCCGAGCUCGCCUAAAGUCCAGAAUUUGAAGGUAAGAACUGAAUACCAAUUACAAGAGGGUCUGCCAUAUGAGUUGGAUUGUAUUUUUAAGUGUCGGUUCUUAUGUAUAAUUAACAGAAGAUAAAGGUCGAAUUACAUUCGUUGUCCUGAGUUGAGUAGUGAUACUUCUGCUCGUGUGUUAAUGAUCGGUCCUUCCCCGCCCAUAAAAUAUUUCUGACAAGGAUCGGUUGUUUCUCUGAUUUUGUGGGUUUUGACCAAUUGCCGAAAGUCCAGAAUUUGAAGGUAAUUGAAUCAUACCUUACUAAGGUGGAGCGUGAGCGUAACAAUUUAGGUAUGUGAUUCUUCCUGGCUGUUGAAGUGGAAACUCCAACGACCCUUGUUACUUAUAAGAAAUAAUUUUGAAUGACCUCCUUGUCAACCUCCAUAAUUCUCAAGGUCUACGCAUCCAACUGGGGCAAAUCGCCACGUAGUUUGCCUGAAGGACACGUCACCGAGUGGCGGUGUACUUUCCUAUUCGUGGUAGUAGUAUGCCUAGAAAUAACGGACUUGAUGUUCGCGGUUGACAGCGUUAGUGCUAUCGUCGCACAAGUCCCGGACCUAUACUUGGCGUACACAGCCUGUAUUUUCGCGAUGCUCGGGUUGAGGGCUACAUUUCUCAUUAUGGGUGAGUUAGAGAUGGUCAUAGUGAUUGUGAAAGGAUUGCUUAUUCUUAACGAUGUGAUGACGCGAAAGAGGUGUCUCAGCGGCGCAGGACUCCGACGAAUCUGAUGAGCACCCUUAUCUAUACAGAUACGUGUCUAUGUAACUACUCCGACCCCUAUUUCCACCUCCUUCUCCUCCCGCCGCUGCUCCGACCCCUUUGCUGCCUCUCCCGACAUCCUCCUCUCUAAGCACCUUAUCGAUGAGCUGAUGCGACUGUUCGAGUACCUGAAGUACGGUGUGGCUUUCAUGCUGGUAUUCAUCGGCUUUAAGCUUAUUCUCAGUAAGGUCUUCGUGAUUCCUCCGGUCAUGGUAUGUGCCAUCUUCACCUUAACGGUAAGUGGAUGCGUCAGCCUCUCUCUGUGGGCUAAUCGGCAGCGUAAAUCGCGCGCACCAACAUUAUGAAUAGCAGGAUGACAAGGACCACGACAGCGCCGGCGCUGACAGGACCACGACAGCGCCGGCGCUUAGUUAGCAGUAGAUAAGUACUUAGCUGACCUUUCUUCUUUAUUCGGUUUUUGUUUUAUCUAGUUAGGUUUGCUUCACCAACAAUAAGAGGAUGACAAGGACAUCGAGCAAGUAGAUUAUGUAGGUCUCGGUACUACAUAAAAACCCGAAGGGUUCUCGUGCAGGCGUUGUAUACAUCACAGCUAUUAUAGCUGUCGAAGAUCAUGCGACCCAAGAAAAUCAAAUUAAUACUGUACCUACUUCUGCUAAAAAAUAGAAGGAAAACCCCUAGUACUCACCCUCAAAAACGUAGGCUUUUCAAAAACAGACUUUAUUUUCACUUCUUUACCAUUCGAUUUGUUCGAGGAGUCAUCAAUAAGAAUAAUGCACUCUACUCUCCAUAUUCUGGACGACGAUCACCCGCUCUAACACAUCCUGCCCUUUCGGCAACAGGUGGGCAAACGCCACCACUCACUGACAGGGUUGCAGACAUUAGCACCACGACCCCGAGCGUCGCCGUGACAGCGAGGUGAAUUCUCUCGUACUAAGAAGAUACAUUCACGCUAUUGCUUGCUCCACAUUUAGUUAGGAGUUGUAGUGUGUGUGUGGUGAAUCUAGAUUUCGAUCCUGAUCGUAAUUUUUCUUUUUGAUUUCACGCAUAGUUUGACGUUAACAAAAUCAGUAGUUGUUGCAUUUCUUACUUUUACUUGCAAAGUCGUAGUGGUAGUCGUGGGUGUAGUUGUACCCAGACCUACAUCAAAUAGAAGUCUAUUUUUAGUCACAUUUUUCUUUCACUUAGCUUCGUUUCCCUAUUAAUUUCUAGUGAGUCUCUGGUUUUUUCCACAAGAGGUGUCGGUUACGUGUAUAGAAGGAGAUCCUAUCAAUCGACGACUACUACACGGUAAAACAUGUUGAUUCGUGAAUAAUGAUCUUUCUCUUAGUCUACAUUCGAUUUUUCUUUGGAGGUUUGCAUAGUCAUCAGUCACAGUCUCACUCACAGCGAGAAUAGCAAUAGCAUAUAGAAAAUGCUGAUAUCAUUCAAUCAUGGAUAAUUUUUUAUAGCAUCAACAUACCAAAAAUACCUCCAUGACCCCGAAGCUGGAAAGCAUAUUAUCCGUUUUGUGUUCCGAGGAUGGAUGUGAUUUUGCCCACGGAGGUCCUCGGACUUCUAUUCUCUGCUUACCAAGUACGUAUGUGAUAUGUUCAUGUUGAUUGUUGAGGUCUGAGUCGUCAUGCAUCAAAUGCUCUUGCCUUCCCAGCCCUCAGGACGCUCACCUCCUCGCAGGUGAGCGCACGCCUAUCCUAUCCUAGGACUGCAGGCUGUGUGCGCCGCUAUUCACGUGUAUCUCACUGUGCACCAUUUUUGCCGUGGAUCUUAUUCAAGGUCGCUGUCAACAUUCCGUAGUGUAGCAAGUUGUAAAACGCUAAUGCGUGUUAAUAUUGGCGCUUUAAAAAGGG
Messenger RNA from Amoebophrya sp. A25, 5518 nucleotides. The record is from the annotation of a GenBank genome assembly. Lineage: Eukaryota; Dinophyceae; Syndiniales; Amoebophryaceae.